AUGCCGAAACUCGACGUCAGCGAGCUCAACACGGUCUUAGGAGUGUUCGGCGCCUUCAUCCUCCUAUACGGCAUCAUCUCGGUCAAGAUCAAGGCCCACUGGUUCUUGGGCGAAGCGCUUCCCGCCGUCGCCAUCGGAGUUCUCCUCGGCCCCAUCGCCGCCAACUUCAUCGACAGCGCGAGAUGGGGCUCCGCGGCUGACGGCCAAACGAGCGCCAUCACGCUCGGCAUGGCCCGCGUCGUCAUCGGCGUCCAGCUGGUCAUUGCCGGCUUCCAGUUGCCCAAGAAGUACCAGCAGCUGCGCUGGAAGGAGAUGGCCAUCUGCCUGCUGCCCAUCAUGACCAUCAUGUGGCUAUGCACGACGCUCUGCCUCAUGGCCACCAUCCCCAACAUCUCGCUGCUCGCCGCCCUGGUCAUCGGCUCCUGCGUCACCUGCACAGACCCGAUCCUCUCGCAGGCCAUCGCCAAGGGGCCGUUUGCCGACAAGUUUGUGGCCCGAGACCUGCGUGAGAUCAUCUCGUCCGAGGCCGGCGCCAACGAUGGCUUCGGCUUCCCGUUCCUUAUGCUCGCCACAUAUCUGAUCCGCCAUGCCGACAUACCUGGCGCCGGGAAGGAGGCCCAUGCCGAUAGGGCUGUGGGACUGCUGGCCCGCGCCAGCGAGGGCGUUGGUCGGCUUGGAGGCGGUGUCGGUGUCGCCAUGAGGGAGUGGUUUGUCGAGACGUGGUUGUACAUCGUCCUCAUGUCUGUUGCCAUUGGCGCGCUUGUUGGCUUCGCGUCCGGAUGGGCGCUGAAGUUUGCCCUUCGCAAGAAGUGGGUGGACUCAGAGAGCUACUUGCUGUAUCCUACCGCCAUCGGUCUCUGGCUUGUGGGCAUUUGCGGCAUGCUCGGCACCGACGACCUCCUCGCCUGCUUCGUAGCCGGCAAUGCCAUGAACUGGGACGGCGAGUACCUCCGCGAGACUGAGGAUCGCCAUGACGAGGUCAACUCGUGCAUGGACGUGCUCCUGAACUUUGGUGGCUUCAUGUACAUCGGCAGCAUCAUCCCCUGGAGCGAGUUCCACCAGCCAGACAUCACAGGCAUCACCUACGGCCGCCUCAUCGGACUCGGCGUCCUGGUCCUCAUCUUCCGCCGUAUCCCUGCCAUCUUCAUGACGUACAAGCUCAUGCCCAAGGUGUGCAAGGACUGGAAGGAGGCCCUGUUCAUGGGAUACUUCGGCCCCAUUGGCAUCGGCGCCGUGUUCUACGUCGAGCACUCGCGCCAUCUCUUUCCCGAGCUCGGCCAGGGCGACGCGGAAGAGACGGCCCUCGUGCGCGCCAUGAUCCCCGUCGUCUACUGGCUCGUUCUGUUCUCGAUUGUCGUGCAUGGCCUUUCCAUCCCGGCGCUCAACGCUGUCUACAGGUUCUAUGGGGUUAAGCCCAUCACUGAGGACGCCACGGAGCUCCGCCGCAUGUCGAUGCGCGUGCCGACCCCGGUGAAUGCCACCGUGGGUGAUAGCCAGACCUUUAUCGCCUAUAACCGCUUCUCGCGGCCCGUGUUCAGCGAUUUGCCGCCUGUCGGAGGAAACGGCUACCCCAUUGACGAAAAGACGCGGAUCGAGAGGAGGUAUUCUCGAAUGGUGUAA
Messenger RNA from Parathielavia appendiculata, 1620 nucleotides. RefSeq lists its product as uncharacterized. Gene Ontology annotation, molecular function: sodium:proton antiporter activity. Gene Ontology annotation, biological process: regulation of membrane potential; proton export across plasma membrane; sodium ion export across plasma membrane. The record is from RefSeq and is a predicted model, not a curated record. NCBI's taxonomy places the organism in Eukaryota, Fungi, Ascomycota, Sordariomycetes, Sordariales, Chaetomiaceae. Gene Ontology annotation, cellular component: plasma membrane. Bases 1 to 1620 code for a protein of 539 amino acids. The transcript has 5 exons.